Sturnus vulgaris (Common starling) is the source of this 3401-nucleotide messenger RNA. RefSeq names its product 3-hydroxybutyrate dehydrogenase 2 (gene BDH2). Gene Ontology annotation, cellular component: cytoplasm. Gene Ontology annotation, molecular function: 3-hydroxybutyrate dehydrogenase activity. Gene Ontology annotation, biological process: siderophore biosynthetic process. NCBI's taxonomy places the organism in Eukaryota, Metazoa, Chordata, Aves, Passeriformes, Sturnidae. The record is from RefSeq and is a predicted model, not a curated record.
UUUUUUCAAGAGUCAGCAAAUAUAACAAAGCUGUUUGAGAUCUCUUGGUCAGCACCAUGGGGCGGCUGGAUGGGAAGAUCAUCCUCUUGUCUGCGGCAGCACAGGGCAUUGGCCGAGCAGCUGCUAUUGCUUUUGCUAAAGAAGGAGCCCAAGUCAUUGCUACAGACAUCAAUGAGUCUAAACUGCAAGAACUGGGGAAAUAUCCAGGCAUUCACAUACGAGUUCUGGAUGUCACCAAAAAGGAGCAAAUAGAAAAUCUGGCCAAGGAGAUUGAAAAGAUUGACGUCCUCUGUAACAUUGCAGGGUUUGUUCAUCACGGAACCAUUCUGGAGUGUGAGGAGCAGGACUGGGACUUCACGAUGAACCUCAAUGUUCCCAGCAUGUAUCUCAUGAUCAAGACGUUUCUUCCAAAGAUGCUUAAACAGAAAUCUGGAAAUAUUAUAAAUAUGUCUUCUGUGGCAUCCAGCAUCAAAGGAGUUGUGAACAGGUGUGCCUACAGUACUUCAAAGGCAGCAGUUAUUGGGCUAACAAAGGCUGUGGCUGCUGAUUUCAUUGAACAAGGCAUCCGAUGCAACUGCAUAUGUCCUGGAACUGUGGACACACCAUCUUUACAGGAAAGAAUCCAAGCCCGACCUAACCCAGAACAGGCAUUGAAAGAUUUUCUAGCCAGACAGAAGACUGGCAGAAUGGCUAUUGCUGAAGAAGUGGCCCAUCUCUUUGUGUACUUGGCCUCUGAUGAAUCUGCCUGUGUGACUGGUAAUGAACUAAUCAUCGAUGGAGGAUGGAGCUUGUGAUUGACUCUACCUGCAAAUGGAAAUUCAUACUAUGAUGGUAUGGGCAAAAAAUAAGGAUGGUGUUUCUUGCAAAGAUUGAGAUCAUGCAUGUGAUGUCUUUCCAAACAAAUUUGCUGCUAUCUCUCUCUAGAUUGAUCUUACUGAUUAGCUUUUCCUUAAAUAGAGAAACACUGGAGUAAAACAUACUUCAUGUGGCUUCAACUUACGGCAACUCCAAAAGCAUGAAAGAACAGCAGUUUAAUGUUUAAGAUUUCAAGAGGCCAAAAAUUUAAUUUAAGUUAGAAAAUCUGAGUUGUAUUUUAAGCAAAAUCUGAAUGAAAGGAAUUAACUAUUAUCUUUAUUCUCAUAUUACAAGGUAUUUGGAAAUUAAAUACUCACAAUUAGAUUUUCAUGUACAGGAACCACUAUGUAAGGGCAGUAUUCCAGCAGGUAUAGAUGGGGGUGAUGUGUGAGAGUAUUCUUAAAUACAUGGUUGGAUCUUCAUGAAUAUGCUUCACUUGUAGCACAAAAGCAAAAGGAGUGGAUUUUACCACUCUAGAUGGAGCCAAUAUACUCCUCUCCAAAACGACAUACUAAUACUGGACAAAUUCUAUAAAAUCUGUUGCUAGGUGCUACACUUUGGUGCUCUAUGCUUUAUUCUCAAGUACCAAUACAGUUCACACUAAAGCACAAGGCAGAAUUUCUCUGCAAAGGACUGUUUCUACAUGAGUAUGUGCUAAUGUUUUUAUUGUGAUAGCACAUGGUAGGUUUGAUUCAUGAAAUAGAAACCUAUUAUUGUCAAGUUUCAUAACUCUGCGAAAAAACAAAGGUCCUGACCCAGAGAUAUAAGGCAAUGAAUAACUUGAAUUCACAAUGUUUUGCUGACAUGCUGCUUAAAACUUACAUGAACUACAUGUCUAACUGCCUAUAAACAUGGUCACCUUUAACAUAGCUCCAUUUAUCUAAUUCAUAAAUGAAACUCCAUGUAAUUUAAUACAUAUGUGAUGGAGGAAUUAAGGACUAAAUGCUACUGAAUACUAUUAAUCAGUAAUCAAAGCACAGAAAAAAUGUACAAUAUUGUGUGUGUGUUUCUGUUACAACAACUGCCAUGUUUAUAAAAUUAUUGUUUAAGCUUUUCAGUAUCAGCUGAAGCAUUAACAUAAAUUAUUUGAUUUCAAAGAUAAUGAAACACAUCCAGUUAAAAUCUUGCCUCUUAUUUUAAAAUAAUUGUAUGUAAAUAUAAAUUUUACAAAAGAGAAAAGUAUUGUGGAUAAUGACUUCUUAGCCAAUAGUUAAGUGGUUUAACAUUUACCUUUAAUCACGGUUGGAGCAUUCUGACCUUGUGUAGUUUGUUUAUGGGGUUUUAGAGAAUCUCGUAUUUCAAUCAAGUGACCUUGGCAGCCAAGCAGGAUCAAGUUGAGGAACAAAUCCAAAGUUAUCCAAAAUGGCUCCAAAAAUGUUCACUGACAUAAAUUCAAAUACUAAAAAUUGAGGCUGGCAGGACAUGGUUUCUAUGAUUUCAGAGUUUAAUACGAAGGCCAAAGUCCUUCUUUUGUAGUAGGUACAGAAGGCUUACCUUGAAAAGAGAAUAUUUCCCCACUGCAAUAACACAUGGAAAAUGUAUUGUGUAUUCUAAAAAUAUAAUUAAGAAUCUGAGACAAAAUUCAUUAUACUUACUGCAUAUUGACCAUCAUUGCUUACUUAAAGUUUCUAAGCUCGCUUAGAAGUGAUUGUAGGAGACUGUAGUGUACAGUAUACACAAAAUGGCUGCAUGCCAUUUUGACAAGUGCCUGUCAAAGCACUUGUGCAGGAAAAUAAGUACCACCUGCCUUUAAAUUGCACUAAAGGCACAAGGGGCUUUUUUAGUGGUAAGCCAAGAAUCUGGUGGGCCAGACAAGUAAAAAUCAGCAGAGCUUGCUGCCUCUUGCCUUGUUAGCAUUGUUUUUCAUGGAGGUGCUAACAGUUGCAACUCUGAAAUGUGUUCUGAUGUCAUGAGGUUUUUCAGCAGAUUUGUAGGAAUAAUUAAAGGAAAAUGCUUCUUAAUGCUCUUGUGACCUAAUUCCCUGGUCUGUUUUAAAUGGAACUGGGUAAUUCUCUUUGUUUUCCUUCCACCCCAGUGAUAACAUAAAGAGGCUUUUUGACUUUUAAGAUUCUAGGUCAAACUUUUCUGUUGUGGGGGAGGGAGGAAUAGACUUCCCUGAUUCCGGGUCCUUCUGGAAAAUUUAAUCUGAUCAAAAAAUGCCUUCAUUUUCUCUUGGAUUUGUAGUCAGCUUAGUUCUGUGUGAUGAUACCAGGAGCAAAGUAGCAACAUGUGGCAUUUGACUCUGCUUUCACAUGCAUUCAGUGCAGCUUGCAAAUUUAGGGUUGAGAAAAAGAGAAGGUUUGUCUCAUUACAUCAUGUGCACUUACAAAUGAGGUGGAUCAACUUGCUUUGUCUUGAAGAAGUUGAAAUGCCGGGAUGGGAACAACAUAAAUAUGCGAGUUGUGUUUGUUUGGGGUGGUUUUGGGGAUUGGCUGGUUGGGGUUUUUUUAAAUUGUGCUGCCUGCCCCAGUUUAUUUUGUCUGUGCGCACCCAGAGCAGGAUGAAGCAACAGCUCCUUACCCUUUCCUUGCACCAAAUCUCCAGCU